UAACCUCUAAUGCUGCAAACAUGCAGUUCCACUGGCGGUUUCUCUCUCACACGGAUCCCGUUUUUGCUCCCUCCGUUCUCUCACAUGCACAGAUCCGCAGCUCGUGCAGCUCCACCCACCUGUAGAUAAAAGCCAAACCCUCACCGGGGGCUUCUGUUCAGCGUCUGUCUCAAACUCCUCAUAGCUCUGUGGUACUUCCACCCUGCAGCAGCACACACAGAGGGCCCGGCGGGACUGCAGCUACCGCCACCUGGCCGGAUCACUUGCAUGGCCGCCGCCCCACUCAUGCCUUGGAAAAGACCCCGAGAAGAGACCUAAAGAAAGGGGAGGGAGAGGAGGAAGUUGACUAAGGAGGCCAGGCCAGAGGUGGGAGAGGAUCUUUAGUUGGAGAGGGGGGAAAAUUCCAAACAUCGCGACCUAAUUUCAAGAAAAUGGUGGCCGUUCCCCUCGUUUCCUGUUGUCUGCUCAUCGCAGCGUUCGAGCUGUGUUUACUACAUCUGGCUCAUGGCGGGGCGUAUUACGGACAGAAACAGCCGCCUCAGCAGCACCAGCCCUUGCCACAAUACAACGAUGGAUAUCCUCAGCAGCAGUUUCUUGGGAAUGAGAUGCCUCACCUCCCGUACGGCAAGGAGGCACCGUUGCUGACUCAGUAUGGGAAAGAGUUUCCUCAGCUGCCUUUGCAAAUGGGCAAAGAGAGGCCGCUGACCGACAGCAAAGGACCAACAUUCCCCAGAGGAGCUAAAGGACCACCCCCACCCCGUCCCGGUGGAGAAGGCAUCCGAGAGGGACCAACUUUCCCCAGAGGAGCUAAAGGGCCCCCACCCCGUCCCGGUGGAGAAGGCAUCAGAGAGGGACCACAAGGAAUUCAGGGCCCACCGGGACCAGCGGGACCCCCAGGACCGCAGGGUCCCUCUGGGCUACCGGGCCAAGGAUUGCCAGGUUUGCCAGGAAAGCCGGGGCCCACUGGUCCUCAGGGCUACCCAGGAAUUGGAAAGCCCGGAAUGCCAGGAUUGCCGGGGAAACCCGGAGGACCAGGAUUACCCGGACCAAAAGGUGACUUUGGCCCCAGUGGCGGCGAAGGACCAACCGGUCUACCUGGGCCGCCGGGGCUCCCGGGCCCCACAGGACUCCCCGGGAUUUCCAAACUAGGAGGUCAUGGGCUGCCGGGGCCACCAGGACCUCUGGGGGAGCCUGGCCAAAAAGGUCCACCGGGAUCUCCCGGUUUUCCGGGCCCCAAAGGAGAGAAAGGAUUCAGUGUGCCAGGCCUUCCGGGUUUGAAAGGACCUGGUGGCCCACCAGGUCCACCUGGACAGGCAGGAAUGCCCGGCAUCGGUAAACCCGGCCUGAACGGUCUUCCCGGGCAACCAGGGAUCCCUGGAAAACCUGGUCCUCCUGGAGAACCGGGACCAAUGGGUCCGAGCGGGGAAAGAGGCCAACCGGGACAACCUGGCAUACCGGGGAUCGGAAAACCGGGUAAAGAUGGUUUCAGAGGGCAACCAGGGUUUGCCGGAGGGAAAGGAGAACCAGGCCCUCCUGGGUUUCCGGGUGGCCCGGGCCUGCCAGGUUAUGGUAAACCGGGAUUCCCGGGACCCAAGGGUCACAAGGGACAUGCUGGCCUUCCCGGACCGCCGGGCCCAAAAGGUGAUAAAGGUCAUGGAGGUCCUCCGGGGGUCAUCGGCCCAACCGGUCCUAGUGGAAUGCCAGGCCCGCCUGGUCCAAUAGGGCUUCCUGGUAGUCUUGGCUUCCCUGGACAAAAGGGAGAGGAUGGCGCUGGGGGGCCGAGGGGAACUCCGGGUACAAAGGGUGAAACAGGGCCUUCCGGUCUUCCGGGACAUUCGGGCAGGCCCGGAGAAGUCGGACAGCCAGGACCAAGAGGCUUACAGGGGCCAAUCGGCCCCAAAGGUGAAGCCGGAGGCAGGGGUUUGCCUGGUGCCCCUGGCACCUCGGGAUUACCGGGACCACGAGGAGAGGGAGGACAGCCUGGAGACCGAGGCCACCAGGGACCUCAAGGCAUUCCCGGGCUUAUGGGACCGGGAGGUCCUAUCGGUCCUCCUGGGCUCCCAGGACCAAAAGGUGAAACGGGCGUUCCUGGUAAACCUGGAUAUCCCGGCGAAGGAAACCCCGGACCCCCCGGUCACAUUGGUCCUCAAGGCAACCCAGGGCCCAGUGGCCCUCCCGGACUUCCUGGGCAACCGGGACAACCCGGGCCUCCCGGUCCUCCGGGGCCAUCUGCCGUAUCACCCGACCUCGGACAGAUUCUCCCCGCUACCGGCCCGUACACCGGCCCACAACAAGGUUACACGAAGAAUGGAGGUGAAAUCGGGGGAGCUAGUCUGGAGAUGCCUUCGUUCACGGCAAAGCUCACCAAUCCAUUUCCUUCCGUUGGUUCCCCCAUCGUCUUCGAUAAACUCCUACACAACGGCAACCAGGACUACAAUCCCCAGAGCGGUAUUUUCACCUGCAGCGUCCCAGGGAUCUACUACUUUGCUUACCAUGUCCACUGCAAAGGAGGUAACGUUUGGGUGGCAUUGAUGAAGAACAACGAGCCAGUAAUGUACACUUACGACGAGUACAAAAAGGGCUUGCUGGACCAGGCUUCGGGGAGUGCAGUACUCCCGUUAAGAAAAGGAGACACCGUGCACAUGCAGCUUCCGUCGGAGCAGGCGGCCGGACUUUAUGCCGGUCAAUAUGUGCAUUCCACGUUUUCAGGAUACUUGCUUUACCCAAUGUAAGAAAUGCAUCAAAACAGGCCAAGUCAGGCAUGAUAACAAGAGUGAAACUACUUCAGGCGGAAGGUACAAUGCAGGUCCAGUUUACAAUGACCGGUGGUGGAGAAAUCUUGUGGAAACAGAACGAUUUGGGAGCAGAGGUCAACUGAUAUCACAGUAUGCUUCCUUGUCCAUUUACAUUUACGUAGCACACGUUUAUUCUUAUAUCCAUCAUCGCACAAUAUACCAGUGUUCACAAUACAGAUAACAGGAUGCGUUUUUUUGUUGUUGUUUGUUUGUUUGUUUUUUUUGCUGUACAGUGGUAAAAACUGUAUUUUGGGCACAUAAAAAUACACAACUCAUUUACUCUUACACUUAAAGUUGGGUUAUGUAGUUUGGCUCGUCUUGCAAUUAUUAAAUUAUUGUUAGUCUUUUUUGUAUUACUUGUAACACGCAGCUUUUGAAUAAACCAAAGUCUUCAUGCACAUUUACCAAUAUAAUACAUAGUGAGGUGACAGUAAGACAACCAUUGUAUUUUUAAAAUUCCUCCAGAACAUUUGAACUGUUGGCAUCGUAGAUUGUUGUGUUUGUCUUGAAUACUAAUUCUUUGAAAAGGUCUGUCAGUAUUGUCUGUAAUUUAUUUUUUUGGACUACUGAUUACAUGGAUUUGUCUUGUGUGUUAAACGGUCAAUGAGGGAAUUCAUUCCAAAAUGCAGAACAUUCACACUGAGGAGAAAAAUAUUCCCAAACCCUGUCCAUACAUACCAAAAAGAGCCUUUUUUCUGUUUUGUUUUUUGUUUUUGUUUGUGUUGUUUCUUUUGUACCUUAUUUUGUUAAACUGUGGAUGUGUCAUUUUAGAAUGAACACUUUAAAGUUGUUUUCCGUCUUUCUUUCUUUCUUUUUUUCUUUCCUCUGGACAAUGGUGCACAGAACAAAAGUGCAGCCAAAGUAUGUGAAUGUUGAUGUGUGUCGUUUGGAUUGUUUCGAAAUGGGAUUAAUAAAGAAAGCGAAACAUU
Mugil cephalus (flathead mullet) is the source of this 3724-nucleotide messenger RNA. Its product is annotated as collagen alpha-1(VIII) chain-like. Bases 432 to 2732 code for a protein of 766 amino acids. The record is from RefSeq and is a predicted model, not a curated record. The transcript is spliced from 4 exons. NCBI's taxonomy places the organism in Eukaryota, Metazoa, Chordata, Actinopteri, Mugiliformes, Mugilidae. Gene Ontology annotation, molecular function: protein binding.